AUGGACUGUAGCUAUAGAUCAUAUCAACAGGUGUUGAACAUAUCAGUCAAACCAUCACCAUUGUCGCUGCCAUCAACCAAAAAGGAAAACUGUUCGCGCUCGAAAGUCACCAAGACGAGGAAAGACGAGAGUCCGAUAAAGAGAAGAACCAAGACAGGUUGCUUUACUUGUCGAAAGAGAAAGAAAAAGUGUGAUGAGGACAAAGUAAACGGGAAAUGUCAAGCAUGCACUAGAAAUUUUUUGGAGUGUUGCUGGCCUGAGUAUGCAACUAGCAAGGAGAGCAAAAUGGAAUUAAAGGCGGAUGUGAAGAGUCCUACUGUAAGGUCAACCAAGUGUGACAUAAGCUCAUUGUUGUCAUCACCUGUCAACCACGAGGCGCCUUUGUCUCCGGAAAUUACAAUCAAAUCUAUGCCACUGAAAGUGAAGCAGGAUGCUAAUCCCUACCCAAGUCCUAUUCAGUCACCAGUAUCGCAUCAACCUGCUAGUCCAAGUCAAGAAGUUAGUUUUAUGACCUUACCACCCUUGCGUAACAUAAACUACAAAUUACAAGCAAAAGAUAGUAAUGUACGAGGUCUGCGUGAGGAAGUUUCUACAGCAAGGGAGAAGGUGAGUCCCAUCAAAAGCAAGGAGGAAUCAAAUACAAAGUUUAUAAUUACCAGCUUUGAUUCGCGAAAGGAUUUGUGUGAUAUCAAAAAUUGA
This is a messenger RNA of Lodderomyces margitis, 699 nucleotides long. It is a transcript of the gene ZCF3, whose product is annotated as Zcf3p. The record is from RefSeq and is a predicted model, not a curated record. The transcript has a single exon. NCBI's taxonomy places the organism in Eukaryota, Fungi, Ascomycota, Pichiomycetes, Serinales, Debaryomycetaceae. Bases 1 to 699 code for a protein of 232 amino acids. Gene Ontology annotation, molecular function: zinc ion binding; DNA-binding transcription factor activity, RNA polymerase II-specific. Gene Ontology annotation, biological process: regulation of DNA-templated transcription.